This is a messenger RNA of Purpureocillium takamizusanense, 10074 nucleotides long. It is a transcript of the gene FMP27, whose product is annotated as Protein SABRE. The transcript has 2 exons. Lineage: Eukaryota; Fungi; Ascomycota; Sordariomycetes; Hypocreales; Ophiocordycipitaceae. Bases 618 to 9500 code for a protein of 2960 amino acids. The record is from RefSeq and is a predicted model, not a curated record.
CUGUAAGCUGCCCCGGGCUGCAGAUUGCUCGCUCCUCUGCUCGGUGCUCGUCAAAUCUCCAUUCCUCCAACCCCAACGCCGACCGACUGACGGCACACGCACACGACGCCUGCCUUGCCUGCCGCUCCGUCGUCGACAUCACCGACGCCCUCACGCGACCCCGUGGCCCCGUCCGCAACCCGCCCGCACAUCCCCGCGACGGCAAUAGCAUCCGUAUUGCUGCCCCCCUUCGAGCUCGGACGCACCGCAGCUCCUGACGUCAGCUCAAAGGGAGCCCGCGCCCGGCCCGGCCUCCUCGACGACCCGCCGCCGUCCGCCGGCCGUUGCCUACCGGCAUACUCGUGCAUAUCUGUCGGAAGCCACGGACUUGGGUCCUGGGGAGCUGCGCCGCGCCCUGGCACAUUUUGUUGUGCCCCGAGUCGACCAUCUUGUCCUCCCACCCCAUCGUAUUGCUUCCUCGACACCACCGGCAUCCGAAUUCAUUAGUCGACGCGGCCAUGGAGGGCCUUGCCUCGAACCGUUUCUGACUCCCCAGGCCAUGAUCCGACUGCUGGAAGCUACAUCUCCGUCCGCAGGGACAUAGAUCUGGCCGGCCGCCCAGAGGGGUCACCGCGACCAUGGCACUCUUCAACCCGACCUUUGUGCUCGGCCUCUUCGUCAUCGCGUACCUCUCGUCGUUUGUCCUGUUUGCCCUCGUCAGGAUCACCACUGGCGUCUCCAUCCAGCGCAUCGGCUACUUCUCGCUCCGUCGCCUCGCCUACACCCCGCGCGACGGCUUCAAGAUCGAGAUUCGCGGUCUCGGCUUCAACGUCCACCGCCCCACAUUCGCGCAGCCGACCUGGAUAAGCCUCGUCCUCAACGAACUCGUCAUCACGCUCGACAUCCGCGAGCUCGAGGGUCGCAAGGCCACCGACGGCAAGGACGGCGAGGACUUGGACGCAAAGGAUGGCAAAUCGGACGAGUCCGUGCCGCUGCGCAAGACCCGGUCUGCGCGCCGCAAGGCCCAGGCCGCCUCGCGCAGCGAGACGUGGAAGAAGCUCACAAAGUUCAAGGAAAAGAUCAAGAAGCUGCACAGGAACAUCAACUGGCUGCGCAUGGUGGAUGUGGUCGCCACCAACUCCACCAUCAACGUUGUCGACGUCGGCAAUGUCCAGGUCGGCAGCUUCACCAUCGCCGUCGACACGCGCCGCAAAAUGGUCGACCGCGCGCGCUUCUUUCUCCAAAGGUCCCUGUCCACCAAAAAGGACCAUCGCCAGGCCGAGUGGAUAUUCACGGUGCGCAGCGUCCUCUUCACUGCCAACGGCAACGAGUCCCUCGAGGUCCUCGACCACGCCCUGCUCAACGUCCACGGCUUCCUCUACGAGACGAGAGACGGCCUGCGCGACGCCACCAUUGCGCUCAAGCUCGGCAGGGUCCAUAUCCCCUAUGACGACAUCGUGCUCUGCGCUGCGCGGUUCGAGGAGCUGCGCAGGGAGCCCUCGACCCCCGAGACCGAGGAGCCCUUGGAUAUCUUCCUCGAGCAGGUUGUGCAGGAGAUUGACGAACCGGGAAGCACCACAAACGACAACCUCAUGCGUGCCGUGUCCGACUCCAAGGAGUUCUCGAGCUCCAUCCUCCGCGGCAUCAAGGAAGUACAGUUCGCCGUAAGCUUCAUCGGCCUGUCCAAGAAGAUCACCACGGUGAAGCCCGCCACGAGCCCCAUGCUGCUCAACAUAUCCAUGAAGGAGGUGGGCGUCGACCUCCACCGUCUGGACCCCAAGUCCCCGGCGCACCGCAUGUACUUCUCUCCCAAGGACAUCGCCCACGAAGCUCUUGCGGCCGCCUUGUCCAUCUCUGUAGGCCUAGACGACGGCCACGGCAAACCAGAGCGGUUGCUGUACAUUCCCAUGGCCACCACCACGGCACGCACCACGCUGCCGUCCAAGACGGUCGAGUUGGCGCAGAGCGAGAGCAUCGAGGCCAAGAACGCAAACAUACUCUUCGCUAAUUCCGUCGUCACGUCGCCAUCCAUCGACCUCGACCCGUGCCACCUCCCCCUCCUUAUCGCGCUCAUGCAACCCAAGCCCAAGCCGCCCAAAGCCGAGCAUGAGCGAACGAGCCACCUCAUCUCGCGGCUGCUCCCCAAAGCCAACAUCAAGUUCUCCAUGCACGAACCCGUGGUCCGCAUCAAACUCAAUCCGCUGCAGGAGACGGAGGACUCGGACGACUUCGACCUCAUCAUCUCGUCCAUCUCGUCCAUAUCGCUCGACGUCGAGUCGUCACACUCGCCUGUAGAGGACUUGCAUUACUUCCUGGACGGAGCGAUGCGGCUGCAGUCUCAUCGACUCUACUACCAGACGUGUUCCGGGGACGUCUUCAACCUCAUCACGACCGAGUCUCUUGACCUUAAAGCCCAUCUCGGCGCGAAGCCCGAUGUCGCCGUGGACGUCACCGGAAACAUCCAAUCCUGCGCUAUCAGUCUGGUGAGACCGGAAAUCACCGACGGCCUGCGGCAGAUUGUGCGGCAGCUGCGUAUCGACGUUGAGCCGGUGAAGCGAGCCAAAUCUAAGACGCCGAAGCACCAGAACUUCCUGCGCUCCAUGCCCGAAUGGCUCAUCCGAUACCACUUUGAGGCCACCGACUUCAACGUCGAGGUUGCGGGCGUGGACGAAGACAUCUCGGACGACACCCGAGGCGUGUCGCUGCAUCUCGACACUUUCUCUGCCGAGUAUCGCGCACACAGGCUCGACGGCUUGCAGCGGCGGAUGACCAGGAGGCGGACGCACAGUCGAUCCCUCACGCAGUCCGACUCGGACCUCACUCCAUCCCCGGCAUCGCCACGGGCCAGGCGGAAACCGCAAAACGUGGGCGACGGCCGCCGGCUUGCCAUUCACGCCCGAGGCAUGGAGGCGCAGAUUGUGGAGGCGGCCGACAGGCUCGAGGCCGAGCCCUUUGUCAACGUCCCUCGCCUCGAGCUCGCCUUUUCUGCGUCGAGCGACAGCCACGGCCCCAUGUUUCACAUACAAUCAUCCAUUCGCACCGUCAUGCUUCAGUACUCGCUCUAUCGGCACUACUCGGUAGGCGUGGCGACUACGACGCUGAGAAAGGCCUUCAUGAGGACCGGCAGAGACGUUCCCCGGCCUCGCCAGGAGGGCAUGUAUCUCAGCCCGGAUAGAAUGCCCUCGACCCGUGGCUUCCCCGACACAGUGUCCACCAUCACACCGGAGCUCCUCACCGUGGACAUUAAAGCUGCUCUCGUACAAAUAAAGGCGGACUUGCCUCACGACCCGUUGGUAAUGGCCCACGUCUAUGGUCUGGAGUUUGGGCGCCAUCGGUGGUCGACGCCGUUCGUCUCUUCGAAACUCGUCCGACUCUAUGUUGAGCCGCCGCGGAUGCGCAACGUUUGGGCCAAGAUGAUCAGCGUCAAGAAUGGACGGGUCGACCUGCGCGAGUCAAAGCACAAGUCGCCCUUUGGGGGCGUCGUUGAGGAGAAGAUGGUGGACGUUGUGGCAGAAGCUAUCCGCGUUGCUGUUCCUCAUGAGGUCAUCGUCGCGCGCAUCACCGACAACUUCAUCAACGUUUUCAAGUCCGUCAAGCAGCUGCAUCACCGGUUCAAGACGGGCACCAACGAGUACAUAUUAGAUAAGAAGCCCGAAGUCCCUAAGAAGGUCCCCAAGGUCUCUAUCCGCGCCCGAAACUUCCUCUUCGAGAUGGAAGACGGCGCCUUCGAGUGGAAGCUGGGCAUCAUCUACAGGACGGGACGCAUCGAGCAAAUCCAGCGGAUAGCGCGAGAAGAAGCGUUUCGCGUCAAGUUGAAGAGGGUUCGCGAAGAAGGGCGCAAGGGCGGAAGUAAGAUUCGAUCUCGGUCCGCCUUUGCCCGUGGCCGGACAGAGAACUCUUCAGCGUCGUGGUUCCGGAGUCGCAGCAUGGGCGACCACGAGAAGAAGGGCAAUGGUCCUGACCGAGACACCAUGCCCCGUUACGACCCCGAAGGGGAGAACCUCGGCGUCAACGGCAACGCAAAGGUCUCGGAGGACGAAGCGCGGUCCCACUUGGACCUCUUCAACGCGCAGUCUUGGAGGAAGCGUAUCGACAGCGCGUACAAGGUGUCGCAGGCAGGUAUGAAGGAGCUGCGUGGCACGUUCUGGGGCCCCGACGAGCUGCCAGACGACAUCGAGGAGACAGAAAACAUCCUCGAGAUGCCUCAGCGACCGGCUCUCAUGGCGGGAAUGAUCUCGGACCUGCACGUCGUCGUCGACAAGCCGACGUUUGCCAUGCAGGACCUCCCAGACUUCUUGCACCGGGUGGGCAAAGGCAUGCCGCGCGAUAUGAAAUACAGCCUGCUCGUCCCCCUGCACGUGUCCGUCAACAUGGGCGAGACGCGGAUCACUCUCCGCGACUAUCCGCUCCCGUUCCUGCACAUACCGGGCCUGAGGACCGGACAGUCGUCCAGAACGCAGGCUGUCCAGCUCAAGGGCAACUUCGUCAUCGCCGAGGAGUUCAGGGGCCUCGAGUCUACGCGCCGCGUCCGGGUCACUGUCGUCCCACCUCGCCACACUGACCCCACGUCGUCCAACGAAGGAAGUUUUGCCAUUGAGGUUCGACGGACGAUUGGGCCGGUCAAGUCCUACUCUGAGGUUUACAUGGACAUCAAUACGGCAUUGCCCACCCGCAUCACGUGGGGCCCAUGCUACCAGCCUGCCGUGCAAGACAUGAUGAUGGUGGUGGAGUCCUUCACCAAGCCUCCGGUCGAUCCCUCGGAGAAGGUCGGCUUCUGGGACAAGAUGCGACUCAACACGCACUCGCGCGUCCACGUCGCCUGGAAAGGCGAUGGUGACAUGCAUUUAGCCCUCAAAGGCACCCGCGACCCGUAUCAGGUCACAGGGAAUGGUGCCGGCUUCCUCAUGUGCUGGCGCAACGAUGUACGCUGGAACAUCAACGCAGAGGACGACCCCAAGCGCUUCAUGACGGUCGACAGCGGCGAGUACAUCCUGGCCAUACCCGACUUUAGCCACCUGAUCCGCGAGGAAGCGCGUCGCCGCGACGCGCCCGACGCGCACCUCGUUGAGGACGAGCUCAAGGCGGGAGCGAUAUUUAAAAAGGUCGUUAUGAAGCUCUCCGGAAAGGUGCAGUGGAUGGCGGGGCUGAUGUUUGAGCGAGCGAUUGAGGACGGCAAGCGGAGCUUCGACUUCAAGCCGCACUACGACGUCGUUCUGAAGAACCCGAUAUUCGCGAAGCCAAGUGAGGAUGGCCUGCCCUACGAUGCGAUGCGAGGAUUCAGGAGUCGCCACAUCCACUUGUCCAUCGCGAUCUGGGCACCCGUGGAUCGGGACUGGAGGUCGCAGAACCCCGAGCCGUCCAGGAGCUACAACACGGUGCACCUGACCCCGCGCUUCUUCACGCACUUCUUCCAGUGGUGGGCGCUGUUCAGCCAGCCCAUGUCGCUGCCCAUCCGCCAGGGCAACCUGUUCCCCGGCCGAGAGAAGAACAGCAAGAAGUUUGGGAGGCAUCUCGCGACGCUCAAGUAUAACCUCUUGUUGGCGCCGCUCUUCCUUGCGCACAUCUACAAGCACAAGGACGCCGAGGACUACUCGGAGAACGCCGUCUCCGCCACGGGCCUCAAGGUCCGGCUCGACAGCUUCAAGCUGGAUCUCCACCAGCGCCGCGAAGAGUUCAACACGCUGGGCAAGGGCAAGAACACGCAGAGCAGGACAUCGGGCGUCAAGAUCCACGCGGCGCAGCUCGACCUCGCCAGGGCGGACAUUCGAGCCGUGUCGGCCAGCCUCAAGGGCACCACGACGGAAGCAAUCAAGAAGGGGGACAUCUCAUCGCUCAUCAUCGAUCAGGACGACAAGCCUGACCUGGACAGGUUCACGAUUCCGGACAACGACUUUAGCUGGAUCGACAUGGACGACUUUGUCGAGCUGGACUGGAUCCUGCCGACGGAGCCGCACCCUGCGACCAUGAUCCUGCCGCUGGCGUACGCCCCGCGACUGACGUACUUUCGCCAGACAGACAUUGGCGGCACCAUCGACGGGGACCUCACGCGAACCAGCCCGUUCGGCAACGAGCCCACGCACUUUUGCAUCAUGACGCAAGACGACAACCCGAAGCGCGUGCAGGCCCAACUGAUUCAUGAGCGUCUUGACCAGCUCGAGGUGCAGAUGUCGACGCACACGCGCACCGUGGGCGAGGCGGAGCUCAAGAUGGUGCAGACCAAUACGUCUUCGGACCCGGAGACCAUGGCAGAUAUCGAUGCGCUGCGGAAGCACGCCUUUGUCCUCAAGGACAAGAAGCUGUUUCUCGAGAACAUGCUCGAGCAGAUGCAAGCGAAGCCGUUUGCGAACAUACCUGCCUUCAACGGCAACAGGCCCGACAGCGACUCGGCAUCGUCGAGCGAGAGCGAUAACGUCCUGGACAUACCCACGGCGGCAGAGUUUGAGAGCGACUUCAAGAACCGCUUCGUCGUCCACAACCUGCAGCUCAAGUGGAAUAACUUGCUGCGCAAUAUCGUCCUCCGCUACUUCCACCAAAACAGCCAGAGGAGGGGCUUCGUCUACUAUCUGUCCCGCCCAGCCAUCAAGUUCAUCUUGGACAUUGUCGAGGAACAGAACCGGGCCCGGGCAACCAAGCCGGCUCAGGCACAGUCGACGACGGGUGCGUCUUCGUCCCCCGACCCAAGCGCCACGGAGAAAGAUGCCGGCCACGACCUCGAGGACUGCAUUAAGAACAUCCUGGGUGAAGGGCGCAGGUACACGUGCGCGAGCUUCGCGACCAACGGAGACGGGACCUGCGCCGCCAUCGAGGACCUGGAGAGCGGCAUAUCCAAGGAGUUUAGUCCGCAGCGCGGCUACCACGUGCGCCUGAUCGCGCCACAGAUUCAGUUGCAGAGCGACAAGAAUAAGAAGCACGUCGUCCUGGUGACGGCCAAGGGCAUGGAGCUCAAGGUGCUCGAGGUCUUGGACAAGAACAGAAUCUCGGACAAUGUCAGCGGCCUCGUGCAGCGGCGCUUCCUCGUCAACAUGGACAGCACGCAGUUCUUCGUCACGCACCAGAAAUGGUUCUCCACAAACCUGGUGUCCAUGUACGCGGGCAGUAAGUACGGCGCGCCUGGCACGUCCUCGUGGCCGCCUUGGGUGCCCAUGGAGAUCAUGUUCAACUUCACCGCGGAUCCGUUUGGCUUCAAGCGUGUCGUGGAGAAGACGUCGGCCAUGCUGCGAUACGACAAGUACAACAACCUGCGCCUCAAAUACAACGACGAGGUCAACACCGACGAGGGAGCCAAGCAGACGGAGCAGGACAACGCUGUCGCCGAGUCUCGCGCCGACAACCUCUGGGUCGAGUUCCCCCGGGCCCGGGCCCUCUGCAACUCGUCGCAGUACUACGCCAUGUAUGUCAUCGUGCUAGACCUGCUCAUGUACAGCGAGCCGCUUGAGAAGAAUCGGAGCGAGCGGCUGGAGAAGAUCAUGCUUGCCUCCGAUUUCAGCGACCUCAGCAGUGCGCCCAAGAUUGUGCAGAAUCUCCAGGAGCGGAUCCGGCAGCUCGAGGAGAUCAAGAGCCACUUCCAGAUAUACUCGCACUUCCUCGACAAGAGGGGCUGGGAGGAUCGCCUGUCCCUGGAGCGGGACCUGGCCUCAUGCGAGGAUGAGCUGUUCUUCAUGAUGAAGGCCAUCACCACGUCGCAGCGCAAGUACGACACGACGAGCGACACCAACGCGCUCCUCAAGUGGAGCAUCUCCGCCCACGACAUUGUGUGGCACCUCAUGCUGGACUCAGGAGAGCCGCUCGUGGAGUUGCAGCUCAAGGACGUCGAGUACGACCGCACGGAUAACUCGGAUCUCUCGCACGCCAACCUCAUUCGCGUCGGCAAAGUCCUGGGCCUGAACCUGCUCCCAGACGCCACGUACCCGCAGAUCAUCACCCCGUACCACGGCGACGAGAAGACGCACACCGCGCUCGGCAAGGACACCGACAUGAUCCGCGUCUACUGGUACAUGCUGGAGGCCAUUGCCGGCAUCCCCGUCAUGGACCACUUCGAGGUUGAGCUGUUCCCGAUGAAGAUUCAGCUGGAGCGCGAGGCAGGUAAACGUCUGUUUGAGUAUAUAUUCCCCGGCAUGGAUGGGGACAAGUUGUCGGCCAAGACGCAGUCGCCGUACAUAGUCAAGCAGGACAUGGGACUGGAUGACGAGGAAGAUGAUGAGUCCCCGCCCGACUCGAGCACCAGACUAGGCACGCCGUCCAUGGACAAGGACUCGUCUGGGUUUUCUACUAGGGCCGGCUCGUUGGAGCUCCGCCUGCGGCCGACGUUGCAGUCCAACGCGACCCAGGAACGCAGCCCUAAGAAGGCCCUCAGCGUCAACAGCGGUGAGGGUCACCCGUUCCGGCUGUUCCGCGGUGGCACUGGUAGGUCGAUGCUGCCGAAGAAGGCAUCGCACGACUCGCUGCGGAGCGGAAGCACGCCACGCCCCGGGGCCAUCCCGCGCUCAUCGACGGGCUUCUCGUCCAAGGAGAGCCGCGAGUCAGCGGAGAAGAAGAGCUCGCGCUUCGGGCUGCGAGGCAGGCCGUCUGCCGACGACAAGGAGCCGUCGGAUGACCUCACCAAGAUGAUCACGCGCGCUAGCAACUAUAUGACGUUUGCGCACAUCAAGAUGCCAUCAGUCGUGCUGUGCCUCAGCUACAAGGGCAAGGAGCAGCGCAACUUUGAGGACGUGCACGAUUUUGUGUUUAGGCUGCCGACCAUCGAGUGGCAGAACAAGACGUGGUCCAACCUGGACCUCGCGCUCGCGCUCAAAAAGGCCGUCGUCAAGGCGCUCAUUUCGCACACGGGAGCCAUCAUCGGAAACAAGUUCUCCAAGCAUCGACCCAACGCCGAGCAGCGCAACAGGCUUAGGGAGCUGGCCAACGGCUCCGUCAUGAUGUCGUCGAUGAGCGCGUCUCAGUACGCGGGGAGCAUCAACGACAGCGGCGACGACUCGUCGAGCAUGUACGGCACGUCGCCCGUCGACUACUCGCGGUCGCCCCCGCGGUCGACGCGCGGCAGCACGCACGGCAGCAUCCCGGCGCCGCGGUCGGCAAGCCGAAGCAGCAGCAUCGCCAGCGGACGAUCGCACCGCUCGGGGUACAACGGCCCCAUCAUCCCGGCGUCGCUGACCAUGACGCCGCCUACGCCAGUUGACGGACGGCCCGAGAACGGGCUCGGCAUCGACCUGCUGCGCCCGUCGUCGAGCGGCGGCGGGGUCAUGUCGUCUCACCGACGAGCCCUGCGCAACGUCAGCGGCGGGGACAACAGGCCGGCGACGAGCGCGAGCAACCUCGACUCGGGCGAUCGAAGGCGGCCGACGGGGGGCGGGCUGAGGGACCGCAUCAGCGCCUUCACGCACCGCAUGAGCAGCCAGCGCGAGAACAGUGGCGGCACCACAGGAGAGGAAGAGGCGGAGGCGGGCGAUGACGAGGCCCGCGAUGGGACCAAGCUGCGCGGCAAGAGGCUCAGCUGGGCGGCGGGACGCACCAAGACGGGUUGACGCAUACAUACAUGCCUAUUACUAUUCUGGGAGCGCUACUUAUGGGGGAUGACGUAUCAAGCUACUGGUAAUAAGCGUUGCAUAGAGCAGAGGCCCGGCGACACGUUGCUAAGGGGCAACAAAACCAUCCAUCAUCCUCUGAGAGAAAACGGGACGGUGUUGGCGUUUGGAUUGCCUUUUUCGUCUCCCUGUCCCCCCUAUUUCUCUUCGCCCGGUUCUUGUGGAUAGCAGCAGCAGCAGCAAAACAGCGUUCUAGUAUAUUUGGGACGAUGGGGCAAACGGCUGUACAUGUGCGAGUGGGCGCGGGUGGUGAGAGACGUAAAAGUAUAAAGGGGAGUGGGUGGAUGGGUGGAUGGAUGGAUGGAAAAAGGUUGGAUGGAGUUGUCGGCACGGCUGAUUUUCAAUAAACGCGACGGGGGGCGUCUCUCAUGAUGAUGAUGAGCGCCGUUGUCGUCUGACGGGUGGCUUUGGGUGGUUGUAUGUAGCUAGCUAGCUGGAUGGGUGAGUGAGGGACGGGUUGGGGGGGUGUUUAGCUACCUCCUCCCUGGCUAAGUACCCAUCUACUUAUUUACCC